AUGUUAAAGUGGGGUAUUAUUGGUACUGGUAACAUUGCACACACAUUUGCCAAGGCACUUCAGGUUGCCAAAAAGGGUGAGCUUGUCGCUGUAGGCAGUCGUUCCAUCGCUACUGCCGAGAAAUUUGCCCAAGAAUUCGAUAUCAAGCAUAGCUUUGGUAGCUACAAUGAGCUGCUGGCCUUUGAUCAAGUCGAUAUCGUCUACAUCUGUACACCUCAUCCUCAGCAUUACGAUCUGGCACUGACCACUGCUAAAGCAGGCAAGCACAUGUUGAUCGAGAAACCCAUGGCAAUGACAGAAGCACAAAUCAAGUCGAUUCUGGAUACGGCCAAGGAGCACAAUCUGUUUGUCAUGGAGGCUUACAUGUACCGCUGUCAUCCUCAAACACUCAAGGUGGUAGAGUUGAUUCAGUCUGGUGCUAUUGGUCAAGUGAAGUUGAUUCGCGCCAACUUUUCAUUUGAUGGCAGACCAUUGGGGCCUUCCUCAAGACUCUGGAGAAACGAACUUGGUGGUGGUGCUAUCAUGGACAUUGGUGGAUACCCCAUGUCAUUCUGUCGUCUCAUUGCUGGUGUAGCCAACGAUAAAAGUGAAUCUUAUUCAGGAGGUGGAGCUAACCCCAUAAAGGUAAAGGCCACUGGUUACAUUCAACCCGAUACAAAGGUGGAUGAGUGGUCCAAUGCCUCUGUUGAAUUUGAAGGAAGCAUUACUGCUCAAUUGUUUACGGGUAUCUUUGCUGACACCGAUUGCAGUGUUGAAGUCUUGGGUAGCAAGGGCUCCCUCAAAGUGGUUAAUCUGUGGAGACCUGAUUUGGCUGUGUUGGGUCCUGUUCAGAUUGAUUUGACUGAAUACGGCAAAGAGACCAAGGUGAUUCCUGUCGAGUUACAAGAAACCAACUUGUUUGCCUAUGAAGCUGAUGCCGUGGCUGAUGCCAUUGCUCAAGGCCAACACGAGUGCAAGUACAUGAAUUGGCAAGAUACUUUGGGUCAAGCGCAUGCCAUGGAUGCUUGGAGAAAGGAGAUCGGCCUCGUUUACAAAGAAGAUCAAUAA
Mucor velutinosus is the source of this 1047-nucleotide messenger RNA. RefSeq lists its product as uncharacterized. The transcript has 2 exons. Lineage: Eukaryota; Fungi; Mucoromycota; Mucoromycetes; Mucorales; Mucoraceae. The record is from RefSeq and is a predicted model, not a curated record. Gene Ontology annotation, molecular function: nucleotide binding. Bases 1 to 1047 code for a protein of 348 amino acids.